CUCUUCAGCGACUCCUUAUUUUUACAAAUGGCUGAAGCGUCAGUCGUGUCGUAGCACAGAUACAAGGAGGUACGUAAACACAACAACCAACAGCAGAUCUGCUUUACUCUCCACUGCAAACUGCUUUACGGAUGGCGGAAGCCCCAGCGGUCGAUGAGACGUUGAAAUCAUGUGACGUCUCGGGAAUUUUGGACGAGCUUGUGGAGGCACAGAAUCACUCCAGAGUGCUCGGAGUCAAGCUAUUGCCGCCACACGAGGUGGAGGCGAUUCACCGCCAAUACCAGGAUCCCAAAGAGCGUCUGCUGCAAAUUCUUCUUUCCUUCACGAGGCAAAACCAGCCCAGACCGACAUGGAGGGUCGUUGUGGAAGCUCUCAGGAGUCCUUCUGUCAAUCUACCAGGUCUAGCUGCGAGGGUGGAAGCAACUCAUUUCCCUGACUCUACCGCAACACGUGAUGUGUUACCUGAGACUACUACUGACACCAAAGAGUCUGCAGCCAACACUACUGCUGGUGAUGAUGCUCUCAAGAAUCCUGUAGUCGGUCUAACGGCUCUAGCUAGGACGGUGGAAGCAGCUAAUAUCCCUGACUCUACCGCAACACGUGAUGUGGUACCUAAAGAGUCUGCAGCCAACACUACUACUGCAGCUGGUUAUGGACAUGAGAUAAGAACAGAGCUAUCAUCUCAACCUGCUACUGGCCUAAAACCAUACCGCACGUCUAAGGAGGUCAAAGAUGAUAUUGAUGUUCUUGAGUGUGAAUUUAAUAGUCUAAAGAAAAGAGCUAUAGAAUUGCUUGAAGCAAGCAAACUUGGGGUUGAACAUGUUGUAUAUGAAUUAACGACAUUAAGUUCAUCUGAAAUAGAUCAAUACAAAGUUUUCCUCGAAGAGAAAUUAGAGAAGCUUAGACAAAGUAAAAAUAACUUGCAAUUAUUUGGUGACCUUAACCUUCACUGGACAUAUCUUUCUCCGCAUUUUCUGAAAAACCUUGUCAACAAACUUUCUCCUCUCAAUGAAUUGGAAAGUGAUAUGAAAGCAUAUAUGAAUGAUCUUCACAUUUUUCGUGAACGAACGCCUUUGGACAUUUUCUGCACUGUUGAUAAGAAGUAUAUUAAACAACCAGAGGGGUUUAGCGAUGUUGUUGUCAAGUUUAAAGAAGUCAAAUUGACAAAAGGAAAGCUGACUUUACAAGACAUUGAGGAUUUCCGGCAGCAGUAUGCAGAUUGCUAUCAACUCCGUGAAUUUGCCAUUAUGCUGAAAGAUGAAGUCAAGCAAAAGUCCUUCGUUGUUACAUUCUUUGUCCCAGACUCGGUUAUCGAAGUCUUAAGUGCUAAGGUCCCUAGGGAAUUGCUUCUAAAGUUUGGGGUUACAAAACUUGAUGUUGCUGGAACGUGCCUUUAUAGUGAGGGAGCUGGACAUGCAGUUCAUGUUCAACCUCCGACCUCAACAGAUGAGCAUGCACACAAGAAAGCCUUGGCCAAACAUGUUCCAGAAAGAAGUCAAUUCGUUCGGGAGAGAAUUAGUCGAUUCGAGAAGCCGGCAGAGCCCCGGGCAACCCCUAGCAAGAAACAAUGGAGGAACACCUCUUCCGGGGAACGAAUUUCAUUCCUGAAAGGGGCAGCACCAAGAAGUCCUGCUAUCAACCAAACAGAACAAAUUGAAACAGCACAAAUCCCUGCCCCUACCUCGACACAUGAUGUGGGACCUCAGACAACUGAGAGUGUGGCCACCAGUAUUAUCCCAUCCUCAAACACAGACGUGCCCAAGACUGCCGGUAGAGAAAGUCAUGCAGACACUUCAGAUGCUGGGAAGUCUAGAAUUGCAUCUUCUACUCGUGAGAAAUUAUCUGAAAAACCAACAGUGCCAAACCAAAGUCAAUUUACCAGCAGAGAUGUUCUGGAUAAAAUGAAGGAGCUGGAGAAAAAAUUCCUAGCUGUGAAGAGCGACACCAUAAAGAGCCUGGAGACACACCACAUUUCAGUUGAAUCUGUAACCGACUCUCUCGGAUCACUCUCACCUGACGACAUUAGUGAGCACAAAAUGUUCUCAGUUGAUCAAAUGGAUGUUCUCGAGAAAGCCGACAAUCAGUCUAUGCUCAUUGGACAGUUGGACUACAACAUGGACUAUCUCUCCUACCACCUACUGGAUAGUAUCGUCGAUACGUUUGGGUUGAAAGAGGUUAAACCCCAGAUGGAAGAAUACAAGUCAGAACUAAUGCAAUUCAGAAUGAAGACGCCCUUAGCUUUAUUCUGUCAGAAACAAGAGAGAAAAAGAAUCAGGCUCUCCCCAGGAUUUGAGGAGGUGGUGUCAAAAUUCGAUUACACCACUGACAUGACACUUGAAGAUGUGGAGCAGUUCCGACUAGCAUACGCUUCUCACUACAAACUACAAGAGUUUGCAAUGAUGAUAUCUGCAGUUCGUCCUGGUUCGUUUAUCGUCACCUGGCACGUACCGAGCUGCAUUGUCGAGAAAUUGAAGACAAACGUUCCGAAAGGCAUUCUGAAGAAAUGGUUUGUUGCGACACUCACAGUUGCUGGCACCUGUGUCUACCAUUUCCAUCAAACAGAGAAUUCUCACAGUGAACAGCCUCUCACCAUCGACAGUGCUGCAUCUAUAACUGAGGGAGCCGAAACGGAAGACUAUCUAUUUGUCGAGCAGCCAUCUGAUGACUUAUUCUGCCCAGUUUUAAAGUGUUUCCUGCUUCAUCCCCACCUCACUUCAUGCUGUGGCAAACAUCUCUCGCAAAAAGCUGUUGCAGAUAUAAGGGGAAAAGGAGGGGCGUGUCCAGUGUGCAAGACGCAAAGUUGGAGCACAAUGUUGGACAAACAUUUCCAGCGUCAAGUGAACUCACAGCGAAUCUGUUGUCGUCACGACGACAGAGGGUGUGGCUGGCAGGGAGAGCUGGCUGCCUUUCAUCAUCACGUGAAGUCCUGUCCAAUGAAAGAUGGUCCUCCCCAUGACUGAGCUAGUGAAACUGCCAGUAUACAGUGAAGAAGUUACACAAUCAGGAGACGUUUCCGAGUUAGGCUUAGAAAAUGUUUCACGAAGAUCUCUGGAGAAAAGCACAACACUGCAGGUGGAGAAACUGAGUGAGAAGGAAGAGAUGUUGCUGCAACAGCUAGCAAGAAAGCAAGAAGAAUUGGAUAAAGCUCAGAAGCAACUAAAAGAGAAGGUGAACUGUGAGUGUGUGUUGAAUAAAAUCAUUGUGACUGUUAUGAAUCUGCAGGACGAAAAGCUGCGGUUGAAGGAGAGUCAAGUGGCAGAUCUACAAAAGCUGCUCAAGCAAAGAGAUCCAGAGACAAAGACCAAGACUGGUCUCCUAGCAACAGAUACACCUCCUUCCAAACAACCCGCACCUUUUCCAAGAAAGAACCAAGUACCAGCUCUACCACCACACCCUCUACCCCUGCACACACCAUACGAGACUGUUAAUCUACAACCUACAGCUAAACCAAGAAAGAGCAUUCCUGGCCACACAAUGACGUGCACACCUGCACCCUCCCCACCUGAACUAUCACCACCUGCACAACAACCAGCACAGCUAAAGGUUCAAUGCCUCCAUAAGGGCAAGAGACCACCUUGUUCCAUGCACAGAGGAUCCGUAGCAACUGACGGCACACCUGCGUACUUUACAUCACAUGACUCCACCUCACUGUACAAGUAUCAAUUCGAUACGGAGCAAUGGACGGAACUUGUAUCAUGCCAUUAUCGAAACUCUGGACUAGUCGUACUUAAAGAUCAUGAACCGACUGCAGUGGGAGGACGAGAUGGAUCGUUGCCCACGAAUAAACUGCUCACACUUCGGCAGAAUGAACUAUGGCACGAGACUUAUCCGCAAAUGCGAACAGCACGUUCCAGCCCUGCUGUAGUUAGUACGUCUGAUUGCAACCAUGUUGUCGUUAUUGGAGGGUGUAUUAAUAUUGACAACUGGACUACUACCGUCGAAAUACUCCAAGUGAAAAGCAAAACGUGGUACAAAGUAGCCAAUAUGACAGGACCUCUCCCUUUCCCUUCAGCCGCAAUAUGUGGUGAUCGAUUGCAUGUAAUAGGAAGUGAUACCAGUGGAUACUCAUGCUCUCUUCAGGAAAUACUACAGCAGUGUCAACCAAUAUCACAACCACCACUGCACUCUGUGCCACAUACAUCUAUAUGGAGAUAUCUCCCCACUCUACCUCAGAAGGAUUCGACAGCAGCAACUCUCGGUGGAGAGCUGGUAGUGAUUGGUGGAGGGUUUGGAGAGUCAUCAGUGAACUUUAUUCACCAGAUAGUUGACCAAAAGUGGGUGGAGAUUGGUUGCUUGGCUACUGGGAGAAGGAGGUGUUUGGUAGCCAAUGAAUCGCCCGAGAAGAUAUUCAUAGUUGGAGGAAUAUCGGAAGACAGUGUUGAAGAAUGUACUGUUAUCGAUGCAACUGCUUUUAUGUAGGUGAUUUAGGAGUAUGUGCAUAAUAGCUAGAAGUUAGAAUCUUUCAUAAUUAUUUAUGUAACACAAGGGGUAUUUUUUCAAGCAAGUGUUGAAUGCGCAGUUUAACACGAGUAUGUAAAAGCAUUACGGUAUACACAAUGCCCAGUGCAAGUGAAGCAAAUGCCUGUCAGUAAUAUUCGCACAAUAAUUAUCAGUAAUAAUGAUUGGAAUCUACUAAAAUCUCUCCUACUUAUGGAAUAUAUACAAAAUACUAAAACUACAACAGAAAUAGAGUUCUAGCAAGCUAUAAUUAUAACUGAACAUUUUUGGAAAUUAAUGUUUAGAAAUUUUGUCGCAGCCUGGA
Molecule: messenger RNA, 4762 nt
Organism: Geodia barretti
Lineage: Eukaryota; Metazoa; Porifera; Demospongiae; Tetractinellida; Geodiidae
Source: the annotation of a GenBank genome assembly